AUGGCCGAUUCCAGACCGGGCGGGGAAAAAGAUGCAUACUCUCAACAGCGACGUUUAUCUGGCUCAGCUCGACAGCCUCCAUGCAGCCAUCCAACGCAAGAGACCCCGCAAAAAGAAUCACAUCGUCUUCCAGCACGACAACGGCAAGCCCCAUGUCGAGCAUCGAGUGAUCGAAGAGAAGGGUUGGGUUCUGCUCCCACACCCGCCAUACUCUCCCACGGAAGCUCCCUCGGACUACCACGUCAACCGCUCAUUGAAAAACUGGAUGGUGAACAAAUUGAUGAAUCGCGUGCUGAACGUGAUCUUGGUUAUGAUAUCCGGUCUGGACGGUGGGGAGCUGUGCUUGCUUCAUGCGGUGAUAUUGCUUCAUAUUUAUCAUCCUACAAGUAUCCAUCAACAACUUCCAGAAUACCAAGAACAAUAUUACACCACAGUAAUUUUAAAGGCAAUGAAUUCCGCUUAAUACUUUCCUUUGGAUUACCGGCAUUUCGAUUACCAAUGAAAAUAAAAUAUUAUCACUAUUUUCAAUUAUUAGUAAUAGCAAUGCAGCUUGCGGAGUCACGCUCAAUUGAACCGUCAACGAUCCCGGAUAUUGAUGAUUUAUUAACAAAAUUUCUUCAACAGUUCCCAUUACUGCAUACGAAAAGACAUAAUGUUCAAUCCGUGCAUAGUAUUGAGCAUAUUGGAGCAACAGUACAAGAUUUUGGUCAGUUAUCCAACUAUUCAACAUUUAAUUUUGAAAGCCUUUUAGGAAUUUCAUCCUCAUUUGAAACAUUAUUUAGAAAAUAUCCAAGCAAACAAACGAAAUGUGAUCAGAAAUGCAACGAAGGAUAA
This is a messenger RNA of Didymodactylos carnosus, 834 nucleotides long. The record is from the annotation of a GenBank genome assembly. NCBI's taxonomy places the organism in Eukaryota, Metazoa, Rotifera, Eurotatoria, Philodinida, Philodinidae.